Messenger RNA from Penicillium bovifimosum, 1923 nucleotides. RefSeq lists its product as uncharacterized. The transcript has 2 exons. Bases 1 to 1923 code for a protein of 640 amino acids. Lineage: Eukaryota; Fungi; Ascomycota; Eurotiomycetes; Eurotiales; Aspergillaceae. The record is from RefSeq and is a predicted model, not a curated record.
AUGGAUCACCUUCCGGUUGAAAUUCUACAGCAAAUAUGCCUCAAUCUCGAGGGUCCUGCAUACUGUCCACCCAAAGACCUGUCAUCUUUCAGUCAGAUCAACCAUCUCUGCAACCAGGCGGCAGUCCCUAUCCUUUACCGAAACAUUACUCUGAUAUUGGAUACAUUCCAAGACCUGGAGGCUGCAUUGUCGAAAGUGACAGAAGCUCCCCGGGCGAGUAAUUUCGCGAAAUUUGCUAGGAGGUUAUCCCUUGUCUGUAUUGAAUUGUCGGGGAAGUCUGAAUUCCUGGAACAAGCCCCGCCAUGGACGCUAGAGCCAUGGGCACUCAACAUGGCGACUGACCCAAAUCCGGCAACGAGAAAAGGCUUCUUGGAGCAUUAUAUGACCUCUUGCUACUCAACAACCGGCUUAGACUUACUUUCAAGUUCCCACAAAAGCAUUGGGAAAACUCCAAACUGGGCACCGAUCGUAUCGCUCAUUGCUAGCUUGAGCCAUCUUGAUCAAUUCGACUUUAUCACGGCCAACGACUUCACAGCCGACUUGACGGAAGCAUUUUGGCGCUACCAUCCCGAUUGCAGACUGAAUAUUCUCAGCGAACAGCAAGUGGGACCUAGUCCACUCUAUCCAGAUACUACAUCGGUGUCUAGAGAUCCUGUCGAAUUCAGAAUGGAUACUCUUCAGCUGCCGGGCCUUCACACCCUGACAACGGCCAUUUCCAAUGACUAUAAGCAGUCGGCUGAACACCAGCAGCUUUGGGAGAUGAUGCCUUUCUUAUUCACCAGCCCGGGGCUAAAGCACCUCUGUCUGAAGCCCGCUGAUGGUGUUCAUGAAGCCGGAGUGGCUCUGCUGAAAGCGACAUGGCAAAGCUUGAUCGAUAAAGCCAAGCCGAAGGUAAUAUCCCAGUUGGAAUCAGUCACAAUUCCCGGCAACCGGCCCGAAGGAAUCAUGCUUUCCAGAUUAGCUGCCGCCGGAGACCUUUCUCAACUCCGCUCACUCGACAUUAAUUGCGUUUGUGAACCGGGAAAACUUGUCAACGUUGCCGACUUGUUGCCAAAUCUAAAGAGGCUUUUCCUUGAUAUCGGCAGAAGAGGGCCGAGCCGUCCGGCCAGCGAGACUGACAUCGAAGAAUCAAUGGCUGGGAUACUUGCCUUUCGCCCCUUGGAAUAUCUUUAUGUCAGUGGCCUUCGCGAUGUUGAAACGUUGGACAGAAUCAUCCAGCAUCAUGGACCAUCAUUGAAGGGACUUGCUCUCGUGCCCAACAAGGUUUACCAGUAUCCCAGACUCAAUUCUUCCAAGCUCCUCGAAAUGAUGAAUCUUUGUCCGAACAUGGAAGAGUUACGCCUUCAAAUGAAGAGGUCAGCGGGCAACCAAGCAGAGUGUGAGAUGUACAAAGCGCUGGGUACCUUCCCCAAUCUCCAAAGACUAUUUCUAGAUUUGGAUUUCGAUGCUCGACCAAAGGUACCGAGAUUUGGCAGCGUUCCCGAAACACACGAUCUCGAUCUCCGACGAACUUUCAUAAAUGCAGCCAUGGACGAGAGCCUGGCUCUCCAGAUUUGGACCACGAUCAAAGAAAAGAGCCCCAGUUUGAAAGACCUACGAAUUUUCCCGUGCGGCAACGUGGACUUUCCCCAAGAGGAGCGUUACUUGCUCGAUUGCUUUGCGCGAUCAUAUCUGCUUACAGGUUAUAACCUUGAGAAUCCAGGGGUGCCUGUCAUGGAGCAGAUUGGGAAAAGGGAGUGGGAGAUAAUACGAGCCAGGCGAAACCAUUGGCAUGAGUCUCGUGAUGAAGAGGUCCGCCUCUCUAGUAGAGUUGUGUCCGUCCUUCGAAGUAUCUGGCCCCAGGUGCUCGAGCAGACUUUCAGAAGCGAGUGGUUAGAUUGUUGGACCAGCCUACCUUUACAACCGGACACCCAGUCUUGGUGA